AUGGCAAACAACAUGGAAAAUAACAUGGAAGGAAACAUGGAAAGAAACAUGGAAAAAAAAAGUAGGGGUCGUCAAAGGAUCAAAAUGGCCAAGAUGGAAAAUGAGAGAAACCUUCAAGUUACUUUCUCCAAAAGAAGAUCCGGUCUUUUCAAAAAAGCUAGUGAGCUUAAUACACUUUGUGGUGCAGAUAUUGCCGUUAUUGUGUUCUCACCCGGUGGAAAAGUCUAUUCUUUUGGUCAUCCAAAUGUUGAAACCAUGGUUAACAGAUUUAAACAUAUUAACCAGCCAUUUCCUAAUCCAAACAACAACAUGCGACUUAGUGAAGUGCAGCCCCAUACUCCAAUUCAACAAAUGAACGACUUUCUUACUCAGGUGAUGGAUGAUUUGGAAACAUCAAAAAAGAAAAAUGAAGAACCAAAGAAAAAAAGAAAAAAUUCUAAAAGACCUGAGAAUUGGUGGGAAAAUCCUGUCGAAGAAAUUGACUUGGCUCAUUGCCAAGAAUUAUUAGUUGGAGUGGAGAACUUGAAAAAAGUUGUUACAGAUGAGAUUUCCAAAUUUUUCCAAGUUUUCCCCCAUCAGUACCAGAACCAGAACCAAAACCAAAAUCUGGGUUUUAGAGAUGAAGGCAUCUCCGAAAAUGAACGUCAUCAAGAUGGCCAUCCACCUCACUUCUGA
Molecule: messenger RNA, 675 nt
Organism: Eruca vesicaria subsp. sativa (arugula)
Lineage: Eukaryota; Viridiplantae; Streptophyta; Magnoliopsida; Brassicales; Brassicaceae
Source: the annotation of a GenBank genome assembly